Molecule: messenger RNA, 1673 nt
Organism: Colius striatus (speckled mousebird)
Lineage: Eukaryota; Metazoa; Chordata; Aves; Coliiformes; Coliidae
Exons: 2
Coding region: 1-1521 (506 amino acids)
Source: RefSeq, a predicted model, not a curated record
AUGGCUUUGGGAUUGGAAGGUUCCUUGAGUCCUUCUUCUCUGCUGGAGGUGGCUUUGGGGUUGGAAGGUUCCUUGGAGCCACCACCUUCUCCUCUCCUGGAGGUGGAUUUGGGGUUGGAAUGUUCCCUGAAGUCACCACCUUCUCCUCUCCUGGAGGUGGCUCUGGGAUUGGAAGGCUCCCUGAGACCUUCUCCUCUCCUGGAGGUGACUUUGGGGAUGGAAUGUUCCUUGGAGCCACCACCUUGUCCUCUCCUGGAGGUGACUUUGGGGUUGGAAUGUCCCUUGAGUCCUUCUCCUCUCCUGGAGGUGACUUUGGGGAUGGAAUGUUCCCUGAAGUCACCACCUUCUCCUCUCCUGGAGAUGGCUUUGGGGUUGGAAGGUUCCUUGAGUCCAUCUCCUCUCCUGGAGGUCUCACAGAGAGGAGGUGGCUCUGGGGUUGGAAGGUUCCCUGAGACCUUCUCCUCUCCUGGAGGUGACUUUGGGGAUGGAAUGUUCCUUGGAGCCACCACCUUGUCCUCUCCUGGAGGUGGCUCUGGGGUUGGAAGGUUCUUUGAGUCCUUCUCUUCUCCUGGAGGUGGCUUUGGAGUUGGAAGGUUCCUUGGAGCCACCACCUUCUCCUCUCCUGGAGGUGGAUUUGGGGAUGGAAUGUUCCCUGAAGUCACCACCUUCUCCUCUCCUGGAGGUGGCUCUGGGAUUGGAAGGCUCCCUGAGACCUUCUCCUCUCCUGGAGGUGACUUUGGGGAUGGAAUGUUCCUUGGAGCCACCACCUUGUCCUCUCCUGGAGGUGACUUUGGGGUUGUAAUGUCCCUUGAGUCCUUCUGCUCUCCUGGAGGUGGUUCUGGGGUUGGAAGGUUCCUGAGGCCAUCACCUUCUCCUGUCCUGGUGGUGACUUUGGGGUUGGAAUGUUCCUUGGAGCCACCACCUUCUCUCCUGGAAGUCACAGCCCCUCAAACCCCCCUCCCAGUCCCACCAACCCCCUCCCAGCCCCUCAACCCCCCUCCCAGUCCCACCAACCCCCUCCCAGCCCCUCAACCCCCCUCCCAGCCCCUCAACCCCCUCCCAGCCCUACAACCCCCCUCCCAGCCCCUCCAACCCCCCUCCCAGCCCCUCAACCCCCCUCCCAGCCCCUCCAACACCCUCCCAGCCCCUCAAACCCCUCUCCCAGCCCUUCCAACCCCCUCCCAGCCCCUCCAACCCCCUCCCAGCCCCUCCAACCCCCUCCCAGCCCCUCCAACACCCUCCCAGCCCCUCCAACACCCUCCCAGCCCUCCAACCCCCCUCCCAGCCCCUCAACCCCCCUCCCAGUCCCACCAACCCCCUCCCAGCCCUCCAACCCCCUCCCAGCCCCUCAACCCCCCUCCCAGUCCCACCAACCCCCCUCCCAGCCCCUCCAACCCCCCCUCCCAGUCCCACCAACCCCCUCCCAGCCCUCCAACCCCCUCCCAGCCCCACCAACCCCCUCCCAGCCCCUCAACCCCCCUCCCAGCCCAUCUCCACCCCCUCCAGCUCCAUCCAAGCUGAGGUUGAGCCCAUAUGAACUGUAACCCUCCCUCUCCACUCAAGUUUAACCCUUUCAGCCCCAGCUGACCCUGCUGUUGGGGGGUGGGGGUGGCUGGUUGCUCUUUACCUUCUCCCCUGAGCCAAUAAACGUUGACCUUUCCUCAAGGCCUUGA